UGCCAGUGGUCAAAGCCUCAAACAAAGCUUUGCUGAACAUCCCUUAUCUCUCAGAGACAGGCUGUGAAACUCUUUUCUCAGGCCUCAGUUCCCAGUCCUCUAGACUCAGAGAGCUGGACCUGAGUAUAAACAACCUGCAUGAUUCAGGAAUGAGGCUUCUGUCAGCUACAGUCGACAGUCCACAGUGUACACUGGAAACAAUCAGACUGAGUCUCUGUAACCUCUCAGAGAGAAGCUAUGAAGCUCUGUCCUCCAUUCUCAGCUCGCAGUCGUCUACUCUAAGAAAAUUGGACCUGAGUAACUCUGAUCUGCAGGAUUCAUCAGUGAAGCUUCUGUCUGCUGGACUGAGGAGUCCACACUGUAAACUGAAUACUCUGAGACUGAGUCACUGUAAGUUCUCAGAGAGAGGCUAUGAAGCUCUGUUCUCAGCCCUCAGCUCUCAGUCCUCUAGUCUGAGACAGCUGGACCUGAGUAACUCUGACAUGCAGGAUUCAGCACUCAAGCUUCUGUCUGCUGGACUGAGGAGUCCACAAUGCAAAAUGGAAACUCUCAGUCUGUCAGGCUGUCUGAUCACAGAAGAAGGCUGUACUUCUCUAACCUCAGCUCUGAGCUCCAACCCUUCCCAUCUGAGAGAGCUGGACCUGAGCUACAAUCAUCCAGGAGACUCAGGAAUGAAGCUGUUGUCGGCUGGACUGAAGGAUCCAUGCUGGAGACUGAACACACUUAGGAUGGAGCCUGCUGGAGUCCGAUGGUUGAGACCAGGUCUGAGGAAAUAUUCCUGUCAACUCACUAUUGAAACAAACACAGUAAACACAAACAUCAAACUGUCUGAUGACAACAACAAGAAGGUGACACGUGUGAAGGAGGUUCAGUCAUAUCCUGAUCAUCCAGACAGAUUUAAUGUUCAUUACCAGCUGCUGUGUAGAAAUGGUCUGACUGGUCGCUGUUACUGGGAGGUCGAGUGGAGAGGAGACGUUUAUAUAUCAGUGAGUUACAGAAGAAUCGGAAGGAAAGGAGACAGUGAAGACUGCUUGUUUGGAUACAACAAUCAGUCCUGGAGUCUCAGCUGCUCUGAUGAUGAUGGUCCUCGUUCUGUCUGGAACAAUAACAGACAAACAUGGAUCUCCUCCUCCUCCUCCUCUGUCUCUAACAGAGCAGCAGUGUAUGUGGACUGUCCUGCUGGCACUCUGUCCUUCUACAGAGUCUCCUCUGACACUCUGAUCCACCUCCACACCUUCAACACCACAUUCACUGAAACUCUUUAUCCUGGGUUUAGACUCUGGUCUCCUGGUUCCUCAGUGACUCUGUGCUGAGUUGAGUGUUAAGAGUGUCCUCCGGUUAGAGAAACACUCUGACAGUUGAGCAGAUAGUUCAGUCUGUAUAUGUCUGUCUCUUUCACUCGUUUUCAGAUUCAUGGAUUCAAUCAGUUGAUGUUUUAAACUGCUCUAAAUGAUUCGUUGUAAACUGCAUCCUCUUCAGUCCUUUAAAGAUGGAAGCUUCACAGUGAACACCAGUAUGCUGUGUUUCUCUGAAGCUCAGUUCAUAACCAGGUCCUCUGCAUUUUCUACAAGUCUGAGCUCAAUAAAAUGAAUCGAAAUGUUUGAUUUCUCUUUUUGAUAGGAUUUUUCGAAUGUAAUGGGAAAAUUCUAGUUAACCCUCACAUUUAGAUUUACGUUGUUAGAACUUCACUGUAUGAUUUUUGUAAAACCUUUGCAUGCAUGCAACCCAUACAUUAUUGUGUUCAGCAACAGCCUGGGUUGGACAAAAGACUGUUGUAACUGAAAAGAUACAUAGAGUUUGUGUGAUGUUAUAAAAGGGGCACUGCGACGCCCCAAGGUUGGAAUGCUCAUUACUAUGAACCUGUUAUACUUUGAUGUGUGCGUGUUCUCUUGCACAUAGUGAUAAAUUGUUUGACCACAGCUCUUUCCGUGUUGCAGACUUUAUUUACAAAAUUCUACGACACCAAGCUUUCUACAUGCUCUUAUUGUUUCAAUCAAUUUAAAAAAAAUUUCAGAUAUAAAAGAUGAGAAUACUGGAUCAGUAGUUUUUAAUAGAGUUAUAACCAUGAUAUGUUUUGUAUUGUGAUAUCAUAAUGCAUGUGACUAAUCUAAUAAAUCGCAAAUUUACAUCUUAAUGAAUGAAACCACUUUAAUAAAGUUGAUCAGCUGUU
Messenger RNA from Oreochromis niloticus (Nile tilapia), 2170 nucleotides. RefSeq names its product NACHT, LRR and PYD domains-containing protein 12. Gene Ontology annotation, molecular function: protein binding. The record is from RefSeq and is a predicted model, not a curated record. The transcript is spliced from 7 exons. Lineage: Eukaryota; Metazoa; Chordata; Actinopteri; Cichliformes; Cichlidae. The coding region runs from base 150 to 1313 and encodes 387 amino acids.